GUCAGAACAGAACUUUAUUCUGUCAGUUGUCAGUUGUCCCGCCUUUUAACCAUUAUUAAUCUACACACUACUACUACUACUGCUGUUUGUACUGCUAUUGCUGCUGCUGUUGCUGCUGCUGUUGUUGUUACUGCUGCUGUUGCUGUUUUAUUCCCAGUGACCUUGACAAUAGGAUAGGUUUCUUGCUCGUGGAUUUCAACAUGGAACUUGACUGGAAAGAUAGCGAAACCAACAAGGGUGAAGAACGCGGUAAAGCGAACGAGGGAUGUGAGGACGCUACCGACAGUGUAUCAAAAAACACCAACAUCCAUUAUAAAUUGUUGCCGAAAAACCCCCCAGAUGAUAUGAUUGAAGAAAGCAAACGGUGGGAAGACCAGAAUGGAAACUGUUGCACUAAAGUAUUUCCUUCAUUCAAAACGAGAUCUACACAUUUUUCGACGAGCACAGUGCAGUGCUGUGGCGAUUGUUCUGGUUGAAAGUGGGCGUGUUGUUUUUCAUUUAUUUCGGUUUCGCCAUGUACACACGGUUUGGUGACGAAGGCUCCCUACGACUGCUCGUGUGCACCGUGUUUGGGGUCUUUCUGCUUGUCGUACGUUUUACCUGGAGAUUGACUGGAAGACCAUUUGUCUGGCUUGGCGACGCUUUAUCAAACCAGGAAAACGGAUCGUUAAUCAAGACAUUACGCUGGGUCCUGUACGUGGUGUCAGCAGUGGCGAUUAUUGUAGUGCUCGUCGUGAAGGUGGCGCUGGAGACUCCGGACAAUCUCGUGUCACUGGCUGGACUGACCACCUUCAUCCUCGUCACCUACAUCAUAUCAAUGAACCCAGCCAGGGUGAAGUGGCACCCUGUGUACUGGGGACUGAUCCUGCAGUUUUACUUCGCCCUUGUCAUCCUGAGAACGAGGUGGGGCUAUGAGGCGUUCAGGUGGAUGGGUGACCGAGUCGCGGAAUUCCUCGCUCAUACACGCGCUGGAUCAGAAUUCGUGUUUGGUCGCCAACCUGCAUUCUCCAUGGCCUUCUCGGUGAUGCCGAUGGUGACUUUCUUCAGUGCUGUUAUCUCCGUCCUGUACUAUCUCGGCGUCAUGCAGGCGAUCGUCGGCGUGAUCGGAAGAUUUCUCGGAUUCUGUCUCGGGACAACACCGGCCGAGUCUUUAAACGCAGCCGGAAGCAUAUUUAUAGGAAUGACAGAAGGUCUCUUGAUGAUCAGACCGUUCCUCGACAGAAUGACGAUAUCUGAGCUACACGCGAUCAUGACAGCUGGUUUCGCAACCAUUUCCGGGGGCGUGCUUGGGGUGUACAUUGGUUUAGAGAUUCCCGCUAACCACCUAUUAUCGGCGUCAGUGAUGUCGGCCCCAGCAGCUCUUGCCAUGUCAAAAUUAAUGUGUCCAGAAACGGAGGAACCCAUCAUAUCAGCUGACGACUACGGGACAAUGGAAGACAGUGAAGACAGAAAUUUGAUUGACGCCAUUACGACAGGGGCGACAACUUCGAUAAAACUAAUUGCUAGCAUGAUCGUAAACUUGAUCGCAUUUCUAGCUCUACUGGCGUUUGUAAACGCGACGUUGACGUGGUUUGGUGAAAGAGUUGAUAUCCAUAAUCUUACAUUUGAGCUGAUAUGUUCCUACGUGCUCUACCCUGUGGCUCUUGCUAUGGGCACCCGCCCACAGGACUGUCGGCGGGUCGCUAGGCUUGUGGGGGUGAAAACGUUCACCAACGAAUUCAUCGCUUACGAACGCCUGAAGGACUUGCUUGAAAAUAAGAAACGGUGGUUAAACUACACACAGGUUUACAACAGCUCUUCUGAUUGGCUGUGGCAUGAUCAGGACGCCUUCCUUGUGAGAACAAACGAAACACUGGUUGGCGGAUUUUUAUCGGUACGUUCCGAACUGAUCUCUACGUACGCGUUGUGUGGAUUUGCCAAUUUUGGCUCAGUUGGCAUUUUACUUGGAGCCUUGUCUACUCUUGCCCCGAAAAGGAAACCGGAAAUGUCGAGGAUAAUUCUGAGAGCCAUGAUUGCCGGCAACAUUGCUUGUUUUAUGACGGCGUGUAUCGCAGGACUGUUCUUCCAGGAAUUUCAAGAUGGAACGUAUCGAGUUAACUAAGAUGAAAUGUCACCGAGUGAUAGUGUUAAGAUUUACGUCAACAUAAAUGACAUACCUGUAUAUAAAUAGCAUGUUAACGAGGCAUUGUCCAAUUGACGUAGCCCAGUGGUACAGCGCUUGCUCGAUGCGCGGUCGGUGUGGGAUCGAUCCCCGUCGGUGGGCCCAUUGGGCUAUGUCUCGUUCCAGCCAGUGCACCACGACUGGUAU
Gigantopelta aegis is the source of this 2308-nucleotide messenger RNA. Its product is annotated as solute carrier family 28 member 3-like. Gene Ontology annotation, molecular function: nucleoside:sodium symporter activity. The record is from RefSeq and is a predicted model, not a curated record. Gene Ontology annotation, cellular component: membrane. Gene Ontology annotation, biological process: nucleoside transmembrane transport. Bases 515 to 2101 code for a protein of 528 amino acids. NCBI's taxonomy places the organism in Eukaryota, Metazoa, Mollusca, Gastropoda, Neomphalida, Peltospiridae. The transcript is spliced from 11 exons.